GGCUCCUGCGGUUCCCUUUCCGUCCGGGAGGGCAUUGGCGGACAGCCGGCGUGAGUGCUCCGGGUCGGUCACUGUGGACGCGGGACAGCGGCGUGGGGACUCCCUGAAGGUACAGCGGAAGGGGCCCCCGGAAGUGCGGCGACUCGAGCCCUCUCCGGCUCCUCCAUGCUUGGUUGGAGGCUGCUGGCUCAGGCCGGCUUCCAGGUGCUGGGCCGCCGCGCCGGGGGCCUGGACGCUGCCUGGGGCUUCGGGAACAGAACAGACAUCUGGCUUUUAGUUAGAAGUCUCCAUGGCAAGAGUGUUACUUGGUGGGACGAGCAUCUCUCUGAAGAAAAUGUUCCAUUUGUUAAGGAGUUGGUCUCUGAGGAAGACAAAGCUCAAUUAGCAAGUAAACUGUGUCCUCUGAAAGAUGAACCAUGGCCUAUACAUCCUUGGAAACCAGGUUCUGCUAGAGUAGGCCUUGUCGCACUGAAGCUGGGCAUGAUUCCUUUUUGGACCAAAGAUGGUCAGAAACAUGUGGCCACAUUACUUCAGGUACAAGAUUGUCAUGUCCUAAAAUAUACUCCAAAGGAAGACUGUGAUGGAAAAAUGGCAGCCCUAACUGUAGGAGGGAAGACUGUAUCCCGUUUCCAUAAAUCUACACCUAAAUUGGAAUUUUACCAAGAACUUGGAUUGCCACCGAAACAGAAAACUAAAAUCUUUCGCAUAACAGAUAAUGCUGCAAUUAAGCCAGGCACUCCUCUUUAUGCUGCUCACUUUCGCCCAGGACAGUAUGUGGAUGUCACAGCCAAAACUAUUGGUAAAGGUUUUCAAGGUGUCAUGAAACGAUGGGGGUUUAAAGGCCAGCCUGCUACACAUGGUCAGACGAAAACUCACAGGAGACCUGGAGCUAUUUCAACUGGCGAUGUUGCCAGAGUCUGGCCUGGAACUAAGAUGCCGGGACAGAUGGGAAACAUUGAUAGGACGGAAUAUGGACUGAAAGUGUGGAGAAUAAACACAAAGCACAAUAUAAUCUAUGUAAAUGGCUCUGUACCUGGACAUAGAAAUUGCUUAGUAAAGAUCAGAGAUUCUAAAUUACCUGCAUAUAAGGAUUUCUGUAAAAAUCUGCCAUUCCCCACAUAUUUUCCUGAUGGAGAUGAAGAGGAACUACCGGAAAAUCUAUAUGAUGAGAAUGUGUGUCUACCCGGCUCGCCUUCUGUUACAUUUGCCUGACCUCACUGGACGUGGAAGAACGUCACGUAUUUUUGUAGCUUUGAUGAGCCAGAAGAGUAAUAUACCCAGGAAUUAUAUUUUGCUUUCUAAGCCACAACAAUAUCACACCUGUCACCUUGUCAAGGGCAAAAAUGUAUCAUUCAUCCCUCAAUGGCAUUUUUAAAAAUAUUACCACAUUAAAUAAAUCAAUGAAGGUGAUUGGAUAUGCCAGAUUUAAAUGGACUCACAGUGUGCAUAUUAGCAAAA
Pteronotus mesoamericanus is the source of this 1458-nucleotide messenger RNA. RefSeq names its product mitochondrial ribosomal protein L3 (gene MRPL3). Lineage: Eukaryota; Metazoa; Chordata; Mammalia; Chiroptera; Mormoopidae. Gene Ontology annotation, molecular function: structural constituent of ribosome. The coding region runs from base 166 to 1212 and encodes 348 amino acids. The transcript has 10 exons. Gene Ontology annotation, cellular component: mitochondrial large ribosomal subunit; ribosome. The record is from RefSeq and is a predicted model, not a curated record. Gene Ontology annotation, biological process: translation.